Pistacia vera is the source of this 642-nucleotide messenger RNA. RefSeq names its product LOB domain-containing protein 4-like. The coding region runs from base 1 to 642 and encodes 213 amino acids. Lineage: Eukaryota; Viridiplantae; Streptophyta; Magnoliopsida; Sapindales; Anacardiaceae. The record is from RefSeq and is a predicted model, not a curated record. The transcript has 2 exons.
AUGAACAGGGAGAUUAACAUUGGAGGAGUGAACCCUAAUGCCUGUGCGGCCUGUAAACAUCAGAGGAAGAAGUGCGAUGGGAGCUGUGAAUUGGCUCCUUAUUUUCCGGCAAGCCGGUAUGGAGAGUUUCAACAUGCGCAGAAACUUUUCGGUAUAAGCAACAUUCAGAAAAUCAUUAAUUCGGUUGAGCCAAAUCAAAGACAUGCAGCUGCCGAGUCAAUUCUCAUGGAGGGCAAUAUCAGGCAUAAUGAUCCGGUGCAUGGCUGUGUAGGUGUCGUCUGCAAACUUCAGUCUCAGAUUGAUUUAUAUCAGAGUCAACUUAAUGCUCUUAAUCAACAACUGAAUUUCUUUCGUGAAAGAGAGAAACAAAAGCUGUUUGAACACUUUACAAAGGGUUCAUCGUCAUCGUCAUUAUUAACACCACAGCAGAUUCAGAACGAUUUUGAUGCUUUCAAUUUGCAGCCUCCAACCCCGCCUGCUCAUCUUCCAGCUAGUAUCUACAAUUACCAGUCAACUAUGGAAGAAGGUGAAGAUGUCAAACCUUUCGACCUGCAAGGCAUUGAUCUCACCAUGGAGUACCCAUAUCAAAAUGAGCAAGCUCUCACUGGUUUUAAUGAACCUGGAAACCCUAAGUAUUUCUAA